This is a messenger RNA of Saccharomyces mikatae IFO 1815, 1992 nucleotides long. It is a transcript of the gene HOF1, whose product is annotated as formin-binding protein HOF1. Gene Ontology annotation, molecular function: phospholipid binding; protein binding. Bases 1 to 1992 code for a protein of 663 amino acids. Lineage: Eukaryota; Fungi; Ascomycota; Saccharomycetes; Saccharomycetales; Saccharomycetaceae. The transcript has a single exon. Gene Ontology annotation, cellular component: mitotic actomyosin contractile ring, proximal layer; cytoplasm; cytoplasmic side of plasma membrane. Gene Ontology annotation, biological process: cytoskeleton organization. The record is from RefSeq and is a predicted model, not a curated record.
AUGAGCUAUAACUAUGAAGCCUGUUUCUGGGACCCAAACGACAAUGGAGUGAACAUCCUCCUUAGCCACGUCUCUCAGGGAAUAAAGUCGUGCGAUUCAAUGAUACAUUUUUUUAAGCAACGUAGUGAGUUGGAAAAGGAUUACGCCAGGCGGCUUGGGGCCAUCACGAAGAAACUAGAUAAAGACAUUGGAACAAACAUAGACUACGGGAAGCUGAGUGAUACUUUCAGUGUGGUUCUCAAUGUUGAGAAGUCUAGAGCACAAUCGCAUUCCAAGCAAAGUGAGAUUCUUUUCAGACAGAUCUACACAGAUACAAAGGCAUUCGCCGCUAACUUACAAGCAAGAUACAUUACAUUGAGUGGGAAGAUUGAAAGAUUGCGGAUGGACAAGUUUAACAAGAAAAAGGGGUGUGAGGUGUUGCAAAAAAAAUUGCAAGAUGCUCAGAUUAGAACUAGAGACUUACAAUUGAACGAGAAUAACAUGAUUGGGGCUAAGAGAGUAGAACAUAACAAGAGAGAACUGUUGAAAUGGGAAUCGAAUUCUCAAGAAUACCAGGUUCAACUGGACGUUUUGAAACAGGAAUAUAAGGCUUCGCAGAAAUUUUGGAUACACGAAUGGGCGCAGCUAUCCUGUGAACUACAAGAAAUGGAAAACGCUAGAAUAUCCUUUUUACAAUCGAAAUUGCAGCAGUUCGCAACUUCAUCGAUGGAAACAUAUAUUUUAGAACAAACAAAAAUGGACAUGUUAACGACACAUUUGAACUCAUUUACAGCAGCAGAUGAAAUAUCGACGUUCUCAAAAGAAAAUGGAACUGGUAGACUAAAACAUAAAAAUUCUAAAGGUGACAUGAAUUCCAGUGUAAACUGGGCUCAGAUGAGUAGUAUCUCCACGACAAGCAAAAAAAGCGAAUCUUAUAUGGAUAAUAUAAGGAAGCUGUCCUCUCAAUUAAAGGAAACCGAAAAUAAAAGAAAACUAGCUUCCGUAGAAAAAUAUGAGAAACCAUUGCCAUCCCCUGAAGUCACCGCGGCAAGACAGUUUAGAAACUCUACUCCGGCUAUACGUAAUGAGAUAAAAUCUGUUGUUGACCCACUAUCAUCCUUGAGAUCUUCGCCUGUCCAAACACAAAGUGCUAUGGAUGACUCUACGAUAAGAGGGAAACUUGAUCAAUCAAGAGCGAUUGUCCGGGAAGAACAAACCAGACCUGAAGAGGAUUCAAAACAUUCGGAUGAAAGUUAUCCGAUGACCCAUAGAAGAAACCAAUCUCUCACUUCGCCAUCAGAAUCAAGUUCGUCUAAUCCGACUGAUUUUAGCCAUAUCAAAAAAAGACAAAGCAUGGAAUCUAUGACCACAUCCGUAAGUUCAAUGGCCAAUAGUAUAGACGACUCACAGAGGUUUGCUAAAUCAUGGAAUUCUUCGAAUAGAAAAAGGAAAUCAAUGAGCCAUUUGCAAGUGCCCUCAUCCUCUUCAAGGUCGGAGAAUGGGGAAAAAGCUAAUCAUGAGGAACAAGAUUAUAAUACAAUGAGAGAUAGCAGUGCAAACACAAUUCUAUUUAAACCCCCAGUAGCAGAAAGGGGGACGUCAAAGGGGCACACGCAUAGACAAUCCAUGAUACUGCAGGAUUCAAGUAAUCCGAUUGAAGAUGCUUUAUACGAAAUGGAAAGAAUCCAAAGUAGUUCUAAGCCAGGUGCAAAAACGGGAAACGUUAUGCUUGAGAGAGGUAUGGUCAGGGAUAACGGUAUUACUGUUACCUUGCCUAUUGUCACUAGCGAAGGCUUUCCAGUUAUUGAAUAUGCAAAGGCUAUGUAUCCAUUAGUUGGGAAUGAGGCGCCUGGAUUAGCCAAUUUCCACAAAGGCGAUUACAUCCUAAUUACCGAAAUUGUUAAUAAAGACUGGUAUAAAGGUGAAGUUUAUGAUAACGAUCGCAUUAACAGGAAUCACAGGGUAGGGUUGAUUCCUUAUAAUUUCAUACAACUGCUACAUCAAGGAUCUUGA